AACCAAAAACCAAACCAUUCUUUCUUUCUUUCUUUUAGAAGGAAAAAAAAAAAAACAUCACAAACACUCUUUACAAUUUCAAUGGCCAAGUCAAAGAACAAUGCAAAGAAACUGUCAUACAUCUCAGUUCCAUCUCAAAUAAUCAACUCCAUUUCAUCAUCUUCUCUUCAAUCCUUACUUGAUCAAACCCCAAAGAAAUCAUCAAAAGUUUCCUCAAAGUUCUUCACAACCUUAACAACAAAAUGGAAAAGGCCAAGGAUGUUUUUGUUCUUCACACUCUUUUUACUUGGUGUUUUUUCCAUGUUGAAAUUUGGUUUCAAUCUAGAAAUCCCAUUUUCUGUUUACCCUUGUGGUUCAAAUUCAAACCCCUUAAUCUCAAAUGGGUUUGACUCAAAAUCUGAACUUGGGUUUGUUUCAGUUAAUAAAAAUGAGAUUUUUAAUGGUGGUGUUUUGUCAAAAUCUGAACUUGGAGCUGUUUCAAUGAAGAAAGAUGAGAUUUUGAAUGAUAAUGGGAUGUUGAAAGAAAAGGGGUCUAGUGGAGUUGACUUGAUGGAUCAAGGAAAGGGUGAGUUUUGGAAGCAGCCAGAUGGGUUAGGGUAUAGGCCUUGUUUGGAUUUUAGCAGAGAUUAUAGAAGGGACAGUGAUGGGGUUUUGAAGAAUAGGAGAAGGUAUCUCAUGGUGGUUGUUUCUGGUGGGUUGAAUCAGCAGAGGAAUCAAAUUGUUGAUGCUGUUGUCAUUGCUAGGAUUCUUGGUGCUGCUUUGGUUGUUCCUAUAUUGCAAGUUAAUGUCAUUUGGGGAGAUGAAAGUGAAUUUGCUGAUAUAUUUGACUUUGAGCACUUCAAGAAUGUUCUUGCCAAUGAUGUGAGGGUGGUUUCGUCGUUGCCAUCAACACACCUGAUGACAAAGCCGGUGGAAGGAAGCCCUCCUCUUCAUGUCACUCCUAGUUGGAUCCGAUCGCGCUAUCUCAGAAGAUUCACCAGAGAAGGUGUUUUGCUUUUACGCGGCUUGGAUUCAAGGCUAUCGAAGGAUCUUCCUUCGGAUCUUCAGAAGCUUCGAUGCAAGGUUGCUUUUAGUGCAUUGAGGUUUGCAAAACCAGUUCAAGAACUCGGCAACAAGAUUGCGGAUAGAAUGAAAAGCAAAGGACCCUAUGUCGCCCUUCAUCUAAGAAUGGAAAAAGACGUGUGGGUGAGGACCGGUUGUUUACCUGGUUUGAGUCCUGAGUUUGACGAAAUCGUAAAGAGUGAGAGGAUACAACGUCCGGAGCUCUUAACCGGAAGAUCAAACAUGACUUACCAUGAAAGAAAGAUGGCUGGUCUUUGUCCCUUAACGGCCAUGGAUGUUACCAGGUUGCUUAAAGCUUUAGGAGCUCAAAGAGAUGCAAGAAUUUAUUGGGCCGGGGGACAACCCUUGGGCGGAAAAGAAGCAUUGCAUCCAUUAAUCCACGAGUUUCCACAUCUUUACAAUAAGGAAGAUCUUGCAUUGCCCGGUGAACUAGAACCAUUUGCAAAGAAAGCUUCUAUAAUGGCUGCCAUAGAUUACAUAGUUUCCGAGAAGAGCGACGUUUUCAUGCCGUCUCAUGGAGGCAACAUGGGCCAUGCAAUUCAGGGUCACAGAGCUUACGCGGGACACAAGAAAUAUAUAACCCCAAACAAAAGACAGAUGCUUCCUUAUUUUCUGAAUCCUUCCCUCCCUGAAGCUGAGUUUAACAGCAUUGUCAAGGAAUUGCAUCAGAAUUCAUUAGGACAGCCGGAGCUCCGGACAAGCAAGGCCGGAAGAGAUGUCACCAAGUAUCCUGUCCCUGAAUGCAUGUGCAACUCACAUUCAGAUUCGUAAUCAAAGAUUCAAUACCAAAGCUUCUGGUAUACAAAGUUUACACGGAAACGGACACUAAAGCGCACGAGCGGUAGUUUUCGCAAUAUAUACAAUUUUGAUCCAUUGAAAACUACUUGGAAGUUGAAUUUUCGGGAAACCAUGGUACUCAAAAGCGACAUUUCGAAGAGGUAUAACAACGUCGAGCACUCCUCAGACACGCGAUGUAGGUUUCUGUGAUACAUUAAAUUGAUAGAUAUACACAAGAUAAUUCUUUGAUUCUUUAGGUAGAGUUUGUAUUGUAUAGGAUACAUUAUUUUUUGUUUGGUAUGUUAUUCUUUGUAGUACAUAAAGCCAUGUAUAUAUAUUUAUUUGAAUGAAUAAAUAAUCAGUUUUGUAUUAAUUUA
Messenger RNA from Vicia villosa (hairy vetch), 2216 nucleotides. Its product is annotated as O-fucosyltransferase 20-like. Gene Ontology annotation, cellular component: cytoplasm. The record is from RefSeq and is a predicted model, not a curated record. The annotation marks the transcript as partial. Lineage: Eukaryota; Viridiplantae; Streptophyta; Magnoliopsida; Fabales; Fabaceae. The transcript is spliced from 6 exons.